AUGGGAGUGGGAGGUGGUCGCUUAAGCGUGGGGAAGGGGAUUCUACCGGAAGAGGAGGGAUCUCCCGAGAGGGAACAAGGUUCCACGAAAAUGAGGAAAGGGUUCCCUCGAGAAGGAGGAUGGCUUUCGAGAGUAGGGAAAGGGGCUUCACCGAGAGAGGAAGGUUUACCCGAGGUGACGGAGGGCUUACCCGAAAGGGAGGAGGAGAGUUUUCCAGAAAGUGGGAAGGCUCACUCGAGAAGGAAAAGGGUUCCUUCGGGAGAGAGGAGGAUUUAA
This is a messenger RNA of Anisakis simplex (herring worm), 276 nucleotides long. The record is from the annotation of a GenBank genome assembly. Lineage: Eukaryota; Metazoa; Nematoda; Chromadorea; Rhabditida; Anisakidae.